Messenger RNA from Ruditapes philippinarum (Manila clam), 4160 nucleotides. RefSeq lists its product as uncharacterized. The record is from RefSeq and is a predicted model, not a curated record. The transcript is spliced from 23 exons. Lineage: Eukaryota; Metazoa; Mollusca; Bivalvia; Venerida; Veneridae. The coding region runs from base 1329 to 4070 and encodes 913 amino acids.
AUGUAAUCCCAUAUGUAUAAAAUGGCAGCUUUAAUUAAUACCUGAUUGAAAAAAGACCUAAACAUGUACUACAAACGAGGUGCUGUUCGGUUUGAAUAAUUGAUUAACAUUGCCUAGUGAUAAAAUACGGCGUCUUAACAACGUAGCAAAGACAAAAACUUUUCGUAUGGACGCAAUAAGCACGGGACUAUUUUACUGUUUGAGUGAAAUGAAAGAGAAUACGGGUAAUUGAAUGAGCAAGCAAAAUAUCUUACGGACGAAAUGGUCAGUUCCCAUAACAUUCAUUUCAUUCACAAAGGAUUAGGGACUAGUGCUUUUUAGAUUUAGUUGGGGUUAAAACAAAUUAAAAAGAAGAAAGAAGGAGCGUAAAAACAAUUCAAAUAAUGUUAUAAUAAUGCCGAGUCACAGUUGUUAAUCAGCUACAGUAUUAAUAAAUAUUGUAUUUUAAAUUUCAAUGAAACUAUAACAAUUUGGUAUCAGUGCUAAGCCUGUAGGAGUGUUUGCACGGUGUACAGUAUCAUGUACAGGGAAAAAUCAAUGUGAUUUAAGAGUAUUGUUGAGGUUUGUGACCAAACAUAUAAAUAUUUGUACAAGGUCUAUUCUAUAAUUUAAUCUUAUUAAAAUACUUUACUAUUUCACCAAGUAUAAUAUUGCAACACGCGAACAAAAAAACUUUUAAAAUACACAAGUAAUAAAAAAAGUUAGUGCGAUAAAAAUUUAAAUUGUCUCAUGGGAUCAUCGGUAUUGGAAUAGACAGUUAUUGUUGAUUUAUAAGAUUAAAUCUGGUUUUGAUUUUUUAAAUAGUAUAUAGACGUAAGUGUUGACCGGUUGAAAUUAAUAAUGCACAGGAAUCUUUCCACCUGCCUGACAUAAACAAAUACGGCGGGGAUUUAACGUCGGUAUGAUAUUUUAGUGAUCAACAUGCGGAUUUAAAAACGACUUAACUUUUCAAAAGAAAAUAUCAUAUAGUGUGGUGUCAGGUAGUUAAAAUGGACAUGUAAUAACUAGUGGAUUAAAUAAAUGUAAUAAUUGAUCCAAUAUCAUGAAUUUGGCGUUAAUAAUUAUUUUUUAUACGGAAUUUCGGUUUUGAUAAAAAAAUUCUGAAGGCAUAUUAAACAAGCUUGUGAAGUAGACACUAUUGAUUUAAUGAUUGUGUGCAUUUUUUAUACCAGUUUUCUAUAGUUUCAUUGAUGAAUAACGGGGAUUUAAUUGCGAAAAUUGGUAUCUUUUGUUUGAAACUCGAAUUGUGAAAAGUGCGGAAAAAUAGUAAAGAUACAAUAUCCGGAGAGUAAUAAAAACGUAUCACCGUUGCUAAGUGUAAAACAGAUAUGAAUGAAACUUCCGAAGAAACCGCGGUUGGAAAUGAUAUUGAACUGGAAAGUAGAAUACGCCGGAAAAGAUCGCGGAAUUCAUUGCUGAUGGAAGAAGAUGGAAAAUGGAGACCUUUUUGGCAACGCGGACGUACGACACUAGAUGAAAUGACUGGGCAAUCACAUCAGAAAAACACGCGCUACCAAAAAUUAAGUUCGAGAAAAAAUGUUUCGAGAAAAAAUAAAUUAUAUCACAGUAAUUUAGAUCUUAGUAGUGUAGGGAGAGUGAGGAAAAGGGUGAAAAUAUCUAAAAGCGUAUCCAUGCAAGGUUUAAACCGCAUGCCGCCAAUUGACAGUGCUAAAACAGAACUUAGGAAUAACACAACGAGGUUAUCGCGUACAAAUAGUCAUUUGAAUUUGCCAGUGUUAGAACCGGAUGUUGAUCUAAAUGGAGGACUAGGAUCUCGUGACAAUAGUGCUGGUACGUCAUUUCGGGGUAUCAGUAGACAUGGUCGCACUUCUGCAGUCCGCGUGAGUUAUGAUGACGUAGAAACAACGACUGAUGAUGAGGUCUACCUCUCCGAUGACGACCCUGAAAUUUCUCGCAGAAAUUUAGACAAAGCCGGAGACUAUAUUGUGGAACAUGAUUGGAUAUUAAAAGGAAAGCUAGAGAAAGAAGCACGAAAGGUGAAAAAUCUACAUAAUAAGGUUAAAAUUGUUCUUCCAGAUGAAGAUCCACUCGAGACCAUACAGUCAAGAAUGGACGAGAUUAACAUGAUGGUCAAGCCACGUGCUGAGUUUGGAAACUUUCUAGAAACCAUUGACCCCGAACAGAAGGAACGAAUAGUGAAAUACAAACAUGUUAAUCACAAUGAUAUACGGAAGAAGAAGCGGAAAAACUGGACGGGAAUUGACAGGUUCCAGGAUGCUGUACUCCAUAUUAUUCUCUUAUACAGGGCUUGUCAUCCGAGAAGAAGAUAUCUUCAUGAGGAUAAACCUGAUACAGCUCCAGAUGGUGUGAAGAAAAUCAAACAGAAAAAUCAAACAGACCGAGAACUACUGAAAAGAUCUAGCCUUGGGUUUGAAAUGCAGUUAUCAUUGGCAACACAACCAGAAUACAGAACAGAUGAAGAUAUUAAAAGGAUAACACAAAUACUUCGAGCAACCAAAGCAUUCAAACAUCUGUUUCCCGCACAAUUAGAAGAACAGUUAGCCAGGGUGGUUGCGUAUGAAAGAUAUGAUAAAAGAAGAAUUGUAGCUCAACAAGGCAGGGACCCGGAGAGAUUUUAUUAUAUUCUGACUGGAAAAUUUAACAAAGUUCGGGAGUACAGAUUGUUGUCUGGUGUUGUUACUCGAGAAGAAGGAUUUAUUGAGAAGGGAACAACAACAGACCCACAAGAAAUGUCUCAAAACUGGGCGCGUGAACACCAUUUGGUCACGAAAGGUCACGUAGAAGUUCUAAUUUUAGAUAGAAAUGAUUUUGCAGAUUUACUUCACACGUCUAAGGGUCCACCAAUAGACUUCCUGCAAAUGUUGGAUUUAUUCAAAGAAUUUCCAUGUGAAGAAUUUGAAAAUAAUCCUGAUGCAAUAGAUUUCAGAUAUUAUGGACAAGACACCAUCGUUGUAAAAGACAGUAACCGGACGCCUUGGCUACAUGUUGUUAAGACGGGUAAUGUGAAGGUCGUACGGACACAGAGUGUGAUAGAUGUGAACAACGAAGACAAGUUUACAGGGCAGUCCACAGAAGAACUUGGAUGUGUCAGACCGUUUAGUCAUGCCAAUGCAAUGCUUGGUAUAUUAGCAAAACAACGGAAAAUGAAGGCUAUGUCAGGUGCAAUAUCAUUCCCCGAGGUCAUUCAGAGACCAACGAUUGAACGGUCUCUGACGGAAUAUAACUGGGAGCAACAUAUCAGAAACACCAAAGACACAUUGUUCGAAAAUCCUAUAACCCGUAUGUACCGACCAUCCAUAGUAACCCUUAGUAACAGCAAUAGUUCGUCUCAAGAAAACUCACCCAGACCUGGUUUAAAGAAAAAGCAAAGAGCCAAUAGUUCUCCUUGUGCAGAAAGGAGAGAAAAAAUAGAGCCGACAUUUACAGAAACAAGAGCAAACAGAUUGUCUAACAUCGCAGAGGACAGCGAAAGUAGUGCUAGUAAUGACAAGAAACCUCCGUCACCGGCUUUGGUUAUUACAUCACCAACACUCAUGUCAGGUCCUAACAAUCAUUCAAACAAUAAUGAUAAACCAGAUAGUCCUAAACAUAGACAGUCCCUAUCAUUCCUACCUCCAAUCAACAACGAAAGAAGAAACAGUGACUUUGUACCACACGGAACCUACUUAACUAGAGAAAUGACAGACUUUGAUCCCGUGUACAAAAAGAAACAAAAGAAGGAAAUUAUACAUAGAGAUACGUACCUGCAAUUAGAUAUGCUGAAACCUGGUGAUAUAUUUGUUGGUAAAGGAAUACUAAAUAAAAAGGGUUUCGAACACAUUGAGCCACAAGCACUUGCUUCCGAAGCCCCUGGAGUUACUUUGAUAAGUGAUGGAGCUGAAAUUAUUAAGAUCAGUAAAAGAUUUUUUCUCCAGCAUGCUAAGAAUAACACUAUGCUUAAAGUGGAAACAAUGCAAAGAGAAUACAUGUCUCCGGAUGAGGCCAAAACUGUAAUGUAUGAUAAGGAAACUUGGAAACAAUUCAAGUCCGUUCUGCUACAAAGGACAGUGGAUAAUUUACACCGGAAACACAUGGAGAAAGUUACCUGAUGAAUACAAUAAUCAAAUAGUGUUAGAAACACUAUUAUAUGUGUGCAUUUGCCAAACGAAAAACAGUUCAAUGUCUGUGAUAAAAUACUU